AUGACCCGCCAUUGGCCCUGGGAGGUGAGCCUCCGGAUGGAAAAUGAGCACGUAUGUGGAGGGGCCCUCAUUGACCCCAGCUGGGUGGUGACUGCGGCCCACUGCAUCCAAGGCACCAAAGAGUACUCAGUGCUGCUUGGCACCUCCAAGCUGCAGCCCAUGAACUUCAGCAGGGCCCUCCAGGUCCCUGUGAGGGACAUCAUUAUGCACCCCAAGUACUGGGGCCGGACCUUCAUCAUGGGUGACGUUGCCCUUGUCCACCUUCAAGCACCUGUCACCUUCAGUGAGUAUGUGCAGCCCAUCUGCCUCCCGGAACCCAACUUCAACCUGAAGGUUGGGACACAGUGUUGGGUGACUGGCUGGAGCCAGGUUAAGCAGCGCUUUUCAGCCAACUCCACGCUGACCCCAGAGCUGCAGGAGGCUGAGGUGUUUAUCAUGGACAACAAGAGGUGUGACCAGCAUUACCACAAGAAGUCCUUCUUUCCCCCAGUUGUCCCCCUUGUCCUGGGGGACAUGAUCUGUGCCACCAAUUAUGGAGAAAACUUGUGCUAUGGGGAUUCUGGAGGGCCAUUGGCUUGUGAAGUUGAGGGCAGAUGGAUUCUGGCUGGGGUGUUGUCCUGGGAAAAGGCCUGCGCCAAGGCACAGAAUCCAGGCGUGUACACCCGCGUCACCAAAUACACCAAAUGGAUCAAGAAGCAAAUGAGCAAUGGAGCCUUCUCAGGUCCCUGCGCCUCUGCCUGCCUCCUGUUCCUGUGCUGGCUGCUGCAGCCCCAGAUAGGCUCCUGACCUCCCUACCCCUUCCUCCUCCUGCCUUGCCUUUGCUGAAUGGGGCCAGAUGGAGGUUUGACCACGGUCAUGUGUCCAUCUUCAACAAGAGCCAGGGUGGGGAAGAGUAACCCCUGGGAGAAUGGGUCUGGCUUUGGCAUCCUGGUGAGAAGUGUGGUGGAUGACUAGGCCUUGGGUGAGCAGGAGAAGGGAAGUGCAGCCUGGAAGGAUUCUGGAAUCUGGGACCAGGAGAGCAGGGAUUAAACAUGUGUAAACUUGA
Messenger RNA from Mandrillus leucophaeus (drill), 1045 nucleotides. RefSeq names its product protease, serine, 45 (gene PRSS45). The record is from RefSeq and is a predicted model, not a curated record. The coding region runs from base 1 to 786 and encodes 261 amino acids. Gene Ontology annotation, biological process: proteolysis. NCBI's taxonomy places the organism in Eukaryota, Metazoa, Chordata, Mammalia, Primates, Cercopithecidae. Gene Ontology annotation, molecular function: serine-type endopeptidase activity. The transcript is spliced from 4 exons.